CCAAAUCCCAAAUUAUUAUAAAAAGGAAAGAGACCAAAUAAGCACUCUGUUCUUUUUGCUGAUCACAAGCUAAAAGCAGUAUACUUUCCAACAACCUUGUAAGAUCAAAUUUCAUUUUCAAAUAAACUAGAUAUAUAUUGUACCACAUAGAUUGUUUGGUUUGGUCCAUCUUAUUUCUCACCUCAAAGGAAACAAAUUUCUUAUUCUUUGAUUAGCCAAAUCUUGUUCCUCUAUAAGUGAUGGAUGAAAAUUCAACUACCAAUGGAACCAAUGAAGUUGUUUUGAACAUAAACAAUGAUGUCCCUAACAAGAGUGAAGACUCAAGCUCCUAUGCCACUGCUUCUUUCUUGCAAAAGUUGGUAGCUGAGGUGGUAGGCACAUAUUUCUUGAUAUUUGCCGGUUGUGCUGCUGUCGCGGUGAACAAGAACAACGAUAACGUGGUGACGCUUCCCGGAAUUUCAAUUGUUUGGGGACUUGCUGUAAUGGUGUUAGUUUACUCUCUUGGUCAUAUCUCUGGUGCUCAUUUCAAUCCUGCAGUUACCAUUGCUUUUGCUACCACAAGAAGGUUUCCCUUAAAACAGGUUCCAGCUUAUGUAGCAGCUCAAGUCCUUGGAUCUACACUUGCAAGUGGAACUCUUAGACUAUUAUUUAGUGGCAAAGAUGAUCAAUUUGUAGGAACACUUGCAGCUGGGUCUAAUCUUCAAGCUUUUGUGAUUGAAUUCAUAAUCACUUUUUAUCUUAUGUUUAUCAUUUCUGGAGUUGCCACUGAUAAUAGAGCAAUUGGUGAAUUGGCUGGUAUUGCUGUUGGAUCUACAGUACUUUUGAAUGUGAUGUUUGCAGGGCCAAUUACAGGAGCAUCAAUGAAUCCAGCAAGAAGUAUAGGACCUGCAAUUGUACACAAUGAAUACAAAGGAAUAUGGAUAUACUUAGUGUCUCCAAUUCUAGGAGCCGUGGCCGGUGCAUGGGUUUAUAACGUAAUUCGGUACACCGAUAAGCCGGUUCGUGAGAUCACCAAGAGUGCAUCUUUCCUCAAAGCAGCAAAGCCAUAGGGAUGGCUUUGGUUGUUGAUUUAAUAGCAUGUUUAGUUUUUCCUUAAGAAGGUCACAUGUUAUGUUCUAACUUUAAUCUAAACAUGGAUCUUUCCAAGGAGAAAACAAAAAGUUAUUAUAAAGCAAAUUGCCUUAUUGUCAUUUAAAGAGACAAGAAGUUGUUAAAUUUUAAUUUUGGUGAUUAUCAUCAUUUAUAUAUCAAGGGUAACUAAAGUAGAAGGAAGAAUUACUAGUAUAAAUGGUAGCAAUAUAUCAUAAAAUGUUUGUCUCAUUGUAUUUUGCUUUACCAAGUUUAUCUUCAUAUUAAUGGAUUGAGAUGUUUUCUCUCCCAA
Messenger RNA from Trifolium pratense (red clover), 1381 nucleotides. RefSeq names its product aquaporin NIP1-2-like. Gene Ontology annotation, cellular component: membrane. Bases 240 to 1049 code for a protein of 269 amino acids. The record is from RefSeq and is a predicted model, not a curated record. Lineage: Eukaryota; Viridiplantae; Streptophyta; Magnoliopsida; Fabales; Fabaceae. Gene Ontology annotation, biological process: transmembrane transport. Gene Ontology annotation, molecular function: channel activity. The transcript has 5 exons.